Achroia grisella is the source of this 2509-nucleotide messenger RNA. Its product is annotated as monocarboxylate transporter 9-like. The record is from RefSeq and is a predicted model, not a curated record. Gene Ontology annotation, molecular function: monocarboxylic acid transmembrane transporter activity. Gene Ontology annotation, biological process: monocarboxylic acid transport; transmembrane transport. Lineage: Eukaryota; Metazoa; Arthropoda; Insecta; Lepidoptera; Pyralidae. Bases 189 to 2501 code for a protein of 770 amino acids. The transcript is spliced from 6 exons.
UGGUCUAUGUGACAUAUUAAUGUUUAUAUGGACAAGGAAUAGAGAAAAUCAAUAUUUUAAUAUUAAUAGUAAUGUUUAAAAAUACUUUCAAUUAAUAAAUGAAUAACAGCGCACAAUUACUCAUUCACAUAUAGAUAAUAAUCACCAGAGUGAUGAACAAAGUCUAGUCAUUUUAAAUAAUAAUUAAGAUGUCAGAAGAGAAGAAACUAACAAACGCUACCUCAGGUACAGACUCGCAUGAUGAUUCCCAUGAUGAAGAGAUCAAAGAUAUGAACAAAAUUAACUCACUCAAAUCAGAAUCGAAAGAGAUUGUAGCGCAUUAUACUAAAGUAAACGAUUCUCCGCCUGUAGAAAGAGUAAAGUUCGAGGGUUUAGAUGAUAAAGACAGCAUUUGCUCUGAUGAUUCUGAUGACGAAAAACCACCACCAAUCCCUGACGGUGGAUGGGGAUGGGUUGUGGUAGCUUCAGCAUUUCUUGUCUCAGCAUGCGCUGACGGCUUAGCAUUUUCAUUUGGACUGCUACAUGAAGAGUUUACACAAUAUUUUGAAACAACGCAAUCAAAAACAUCUUUGAUUGGCAGUCUUUUUAUUGCUACUCCACUAUUGGCAGGACCCGUAAUGAGUGCCUUAGUAGACAGGUAUGGAUGUAGAAUAAUGACUAUGAUCGCGGGAGUUAUGUCCACAAUUGGAUUCUUAUUAGCCGCCUUCAGCAAUUCAGUUGAAAUGUUAUGUUUAACAUUUGGCUUUAUAAGUGGACUAGCCAUGGGUAUAUUAUACGUUACAGCUGUAGUAUCAGUAGCAUUUUGGUUUGAUAAAAAGAGAAAUCUUGCGGUAUCUUUAGCUUCAUGCGGUAUCGGCUUUGGAACAUUAAUAUAUUCACCUAUGACGGCUUAUUUUCUUGAAGUUUAUGAUUGGAGGAAUACUAUUGUACUACUGGCUGGAACUUUGCUUAAUAUGUGCGUCUGCGGAGCCGUAAUGCGCAACCCCGAAUGGCUUGAAAUUAAACAAAAACGAGAACGUAGAUUAUCUAAAUCCAGAUCUAGAAGGUCAUCAAGUGCCGGAUCAAUUUCAUCAAAAUCUCUUGGAGGAGAAUCAGUUUAUCUAGAUGCUGAGGAACUAAAAAGUUUACUGUCAAGUGGAAAAAGUCCAGAAUAUAUUUUAGCAACUUUAGCUGAAACGAUUGCAGAAGCAGAAAAAUUAGAAACGACUACACAACUUAAUGCGGAACCAAUAUACAGAAGAAUGCAUUCCGCUAUUCAUCUGCCAACAUUUAUACAAGGAAGAGAAAAGGUACCACCAGAGGUUAUUGAAAAGUUAAUGGCAAACAAACAAUUAUAUAAUAUCAUAUUAGAAAACUAUCCAGAUCUAUUAGCACGAAGAAGAUCAGAAAUGAAUAUAAACGUCGACGCUCCUGCAGAAGAAAUAUCUAACGAAGCUCAAAAACUGCCUGUACAAAUUAAAAUAAAGGUGGAAAGCAAAAGUAAAACUGAAGUAAAUAAAGAGGAAAUAAAAACUGAUGGUGCUAAUGCAAAACCAAAAGAUAUUAGUAAAUCUAACGCGGCUGAAGAAUCACGACAUCAUCAUCAUCAUAAACAUAAAGAGAAAUCUCAACCUACUUCUCAUUCAACCAACUGGAUAGCCAGGCAGAUAUCAACUGAUCAUCACUACCUUAAAGAUAUGCCACUGUAUAGAAAUACUAUUAUGUACCGCGGAGCAAUGAUGAAUAUUCCAAGGUACAGAUUAAAAACAUCAUCAUUGCCGGAUAUUUACAGGAAUUCUAUGUGGUCGAUUGGUUCUGAAUCCGAUGAUGAAAUGAAAUGGUAUCACCGUCUUUGGGAGACCUUAAAAACCACUUUUGAUUUCCGGAUGUUCACGGAGUUCCACUUCCUCAUGUUCAACUUGUCUUCCCUGAUUCUAUCAGUGUGGUUUAUCGUGCCUUAUUUCUUCCUCAAGUCUUACAUGACCGCGAUGAAUAUAGAAGGCGGUCCUAUGAUGACUAGCAUCAUUGGUAUUGCCAGCAGUAUUGGAAUCGUGGGGCUUGGAUGGGCGGGAGAUCAACCCUGGGUUCACGUUAUCAAAACAUACGCUAUUUGUCUAACUAUUUGUGGCUUAUCUGUGGCCGCUUACCCCAUGUUCAUCACCAAUUAUUGGGCCCUGACUGUCAUAUCUGCUAUAUUUGGGCUCUCCUUCGCCAGCUCCUAUUCUUACACGCCAGCAAUAUUGAUGGAGUUGAUACCAAUUGAUCAGUUCACAAUCGCGUAUGGAUUGAUAUUGCUCAGUCAAGGUAUUGGACAUUUGGUUGGACCGCCGAUUGGAGGGUUGCUCUACGAUUUAACCGGUUCUUGGGACAUGACCUUCUACAUUGGGGGCCUAUGGAUCGUAAUUUCCGGUUUAUGUGUUGGGGUAAUCGCCUAUACGAAGAACGCUAGAAUGUGUGGCACCGCACCUUUGUUGAAGGAAAUCGAAGAGUCCGAGAAGAAUGGCAGCAGCAUAGACGUCUGAUUGUUAUA